AUGCUCUCCUCUUUUCCAGCGGCAUUGAAUUCAACUUCGGCUAUUUCGAAUCCUUCUUCAACACAAGCCCCCGCUGCCGAUUACUUCCACUUCAACGAUCAGGAAAGAAGUUGCCAGUUCUCCAGCUCGUUUUCCAUCCGCGCCAUUUUGUCUUCUUCGCCCACCUCUCCAUCAAUGCAGUCACUUCCUUCUUCCAUUUCUUAUCGCCAGUUGCUGCUCGCGGGGGAUUCUGGCCCUUUUGAUUAUUCGGCUCAAUUUCCUCACUAUCAUUGCUGUCAUAACGGAGCAUGCGCUGUCAAUUGGCAAUCAGACAUGGGUAGGUGUGACCAGAUUCUUCAGUUUCUAUCUACACUCUUUUUAUACCUAUUUACACCUUUUGCCAUUCUGCCUCCUGCCUACCUAGUUAUUGAAGGAAAUUAAGGGUAGUGUGCUUUUGGGGUUGAAAAGUUUGUUGCUUUUUCAAUUUCUAUUUUACCCAAACUUCUUGGAAAUUUUCCAUAUUAACUUUAACCGAAUUCUUCAGUCGUAUCAUUGUGUCUCACGGGUAACUGAAAAAAAAAAGCAAACUUAGUUUUAUUUGCCAAGACAUUUACUCUCGACAACGGAAGCACUGCGAUAAAGGUCUAAAUAACUUCACUGCAGAAAAAGUAGCCUAAGUUUCAAUGGGCAGAAAACGAAAAUAAUCAAGCGAAGCCGCAGUUAUUGUGAUUGAAACUUGACCAAACAGUUGCUGUCUUGUAGAAUCAACCAUCAAACGAGGUGAUGAUAAGAAAGAUAAGCGAAAACCCAACAAGAGAUCCCGAACGAUUUUCACGCCUGCGCAGCUGGAGCGAUUGGAGAACACUUUCUCUAGGCAGCAGUACGUGGCAGGAGAAGAACGCCGUAAUCUUGCUACUGCGCUUCAGCUGACAGAGACUCACGUCAAAGUUUGGUUCCAAAACAGGAGGAUCAGGUUUAGAAGACAGGCCAACCAACAGUCAGACGUAGCAGAAACUACAAAGGACUAA
Messenger RNA from Pocillopora meandrina, 1007 nucleotides. Lineage: Eukaryota; Metazoa; Cnidaria; Anthozoa; Scleractinia; Pocilloporidae. The record is from the annotation of a GenBank genome assembly.